CCACUUUUGCCCCACUCUUGAGAUUUUUUAAAACUGUCAAACACAAAAAUUUAUUUGUAUACACUUAAAAUGAGACUUCAAUACUUUUUUAUUGUAGCGACGACCCUGCCUGCAUUUCUUUUGGCUCAUAGAAGUACCACAGACCUCGAAGCAUACACAGGAAAAAAACAUUUACCGUACAAUGCCCUACAUCAUCGCUCCAAACGUGUCUCCACGCCAUACAAGUCUGAAAAGACAGACCAUCUGGCCAAGUUUUGUGUGUCUAUACGUUCCCGAACACCACGAAAAUACUUUGGAGACAAUCAUUAUUGCGGCGGCAGUAUCAUCUCGUCCACAUUUGUGCUGACUGCUGCCCACUGCACCAUGGACAAGCGCAAGAUUAUGCAUCGAGCUCGAGUACUACUGAUAGUGGCUGGAACUCCGAACCGUCUCAAGUUCAUUAAGGGUCAGUCGGUGAACGUGCCUGUGAAGAAGCUGUUUGUCCCUAAAAACUUCACCAUGCACAAUACCAAUAACAUUGCACUCAUCAAACUGGCUGAGGCACUGCCCAGUGAUAAUCCACACAUUGGUAUCAUCGACCUGCCCAAAGCACAGCCUGCUUUCAACAUCAACUACACAGUUCUGGGUUGGGGACGGGUCUAUAAGGGCGGUCCACUGGCCUCCUCGAUAUUGCACAUCGAUGUGGAGUUGCUAGCACGGGAGGAGUGUGCCAAAAUGCUGAAGACUUUCAAGCCCGAGAUGAUGUGUGCUGGUAACUUGGGCAAUGACCUGGACGAGAAUCCUUGUGCUGGCGAUACUGGCGCUCCCAUGAUCUUCAACGAUACUGUGUACGGUGUUGUGUCCUAUCGGAUUGGUUGUGGCUCCAUAACACAACCAUCCGUCUACACCAACGUAUUUGAGCACCUGGAGUGGAUUGAAGAAGUUAUGUCGCGAGGAAUACGUCAUUUGUCAGUUUCCGUGUUCAGCUAUUUGCUUUUACUUUUGACAGUUUUUCAAUUCAAAUUUCAGUAAUAAUAUCUAAAAGUCCUAGUCAACUGGGCGCCAGAGCUCUAAUCCCAAAUACAAAUAAGUCAGACCAAGUA
This is a messenger RNA of Scaptodrosophila lebanonensis, 1082 nucleotides long. Its product is annotated as trypsin-3. The record is from RefSeq and is a predicted model, not a curated record. NCBI's taxonomy places the organism in Eukaryota, Metazoa, Arthropoda, Insecta, Diptera, Drosophilidae. Bases 70 to 1011 code for a protein of 313 amino acids. The transcript has 3 exons. Gene Ontology annotation, molecular function: serine-type endopeptidase activity. Gene Ontology annotation, biological process: proteolysis.